ACAGUUAAGUGCUGAGUAUUUAAUCUCUAGACAGCCAGCAUUACAGCCAGGUCUGCUGAGAUAUGGAAAACAGAACAGAGGAACCUUUGGCUCUGAUUGUGGAUUUCAGGCUCUGAGUUUCUGCAGGCAUACGUGAAGCAGACAAGAUAAUUAUUGUGGAAGACAGUGUUAAUGGAUCCUACCAUUGAAAUCCAGACAUUUUAAUCAAUUGAAUAUUUAACUUUUGAAGCUGCGGGCAUGUUUUGGACAUUUUUUACAUAAACAUAUAGAAAAUAUAGAGGGAGUACUACCCCAUCCAUAAUGUUGCCUGCAGUCAAGAUUUGAACUAACUGUUAGACAGUCAAAGUUUCUAGGAACUUUGGAAUUAUAUGGAAUUAUACCUGAAAACUGCAAGCUGGAGAGAAUGGAGUCAUUCAAAGAAAAUCUGUCUCAGGUAAAGCAGAGUCUACGGGAGCUUGAAAACUUGUAUAAAGAUGGCAAAGAUCGACAUGAUGCUACAGUGAAAGCCACAGAGGAAACAAUACGUCUUGCUCUGAAUAUCCCAGGGGAAAACUGGAGCAACACUGGUCAACCUCUGAAAGUUCUCAUAGAAAGCUUACAAAAGCUGGACAUUUUACAGAGUCCAUCAUAUUCCUGUGAAAUGAUUUCAGACAAGGACGUUAUGAAGAAUGCAUCUGGAGGACUGGCUUUAGAAGGAGUUUACAAAACCAGCAAUCUGGAGGACUUGCUGGAGAAACGAGAGCAGCUCAUUGCGAUUCCAGAGUCCCUUUCACUUACCAGUCCAAAACAAGAUUCCAUGUAUGAACAGAAAGAAUUUUCAUCUUACAAAUCCCAGUCAGUAUAUGAGAAAGUCAUUCAAAAACUAGGCUUCAGCUUGAGCACCUCAUUAAAAAUUGGAUAUGGGAGCUUUAGCCUUGGCUCUGCAGUAGAUGGAAAUAAAUUGAGUGAGAAAGAGGACACACAUACAAAUUCACAUGAAGAGUCAUACAUCUUACAAACAAAGCACAACUACAUCCCAUUGGCUUGCUGCUUUAUUGAGAAAGAGAUGCUUUUGUUAUCUGAUGGAGCCAUCAAUGCCCUUAAAGAAAUUGAAAUGCUCAUUUUACAUUCUAACAAAAGCAAAACAAUAAGAAACAAAGUUAAGGAUUUUUAUGAGAGAUUUGGCUCCCAUGUGAACCAGGGCCCUAUACACUUUGGAGGGAUUUUCCAGUGGAGAGCUUGUGCUGCAGGCUUCAGUAGCAGUGAUCUGUCAGAAAUGAAGAGGUUGACAUCUGAUGCUCUGAAUGCUUACAUUGGUGCUGGAUAUAGUGGGCCUUUUCUAAAUUUCUCAGGAACAGGAACAACUUCUUCUUCACAGCUUAUGGGAUCUUUUACCGGGAAACACAAAGAAACCCUGAUCAGUCAAGUGCAGCUCUCAGUCAGUAAAACUGGUGGUCCUGCUGAGGUUGAUAAUCACUUACAGUGGAAAUACCAUCUUGCCACUAGUAAUAAAACCUGGAGUGUUAUUGAUCGAGGAACGACACUGAUUCCUAUAUGGGAAAUACUCACAGCUACUCACAAAGAUGACUUCACAGAUGCUUUCAAUUUAAGCAGAAUAUUAAUGGAAACAUACGCAGAUAUCACUAAGAUAAAUGUGGAACAAGUAUUGGAAGAAGAUCUUUGUGAGGUAAAAAAAGCAAAACAAUUUAUUCAAUCAGCAAAGAAUUGGUCUGCCUCAGAAUGUGAAUCUCACUUGACAACAUUACUAAAAUUAAAAACCAGACUUCUUCAGAAAACAGGAUCCCACAACACCUGGAUUCUAGUAUGUCUCUCUGAUCAGAUUCUUCAGAACUAUCUGUUGGAAGUGACUACAGUAAACAAAAGUUCAAAAAUCCUGACUAUUUUGAUGCAAAAUCUGCUGGAACCUGAUCUUUAUAAGGUGGAAAACUUCCCAAACAGAAGUAAAAUCAUGAAUUGGAUCUACCAAAAGGAGGCUGACAAAGACAUUUCUGUUUCUGAGUUCUCAGAGUUGUACAACAGAUUGCAGCAUGCCAAAAAAGAACUAGAAGACAGCAGAUAUGUAUUAAGUUGUGUUGAAUAUGUCAGUGCCAAGAAGAAUGCUACUAGCACGGCAACCCUUUCACUGAAUUCAUGGUGCAAAACACUGAGAGAAAAUGAUCAGAAGGAAACAGAACUAUUGCUAGUAUCCAUAGCCACAGUCUUAGGAUACAACACUGAAGUCAAAACAUUUGAUCAUGUUCUGAAUUUAAAUGAAAUCAAUUUCUUGCUGACUAAACUACAGGAUGCAUUUAGCAGGUACUCCUGUCUGAAAGAACAGUGUGCCACCAGGGCUCAGGCCUACCUGUUCCUGACAGCUUUGACUCUGUCCAAUGACGAGGACAUACAGAUCUCCAACAAAGAAAAAAGAAAAAGAUUACAGCUCAUACAGACACAACUAAAAGACAACAUUUCCUUUGCCAUUAAAUCAGCAAUUGAAAACAGCCAAGAUAACUGGCAGUUGCUUGAGAAAGCACUAUACUCCAUCGAAAUGGGUACCCAUAAUAGUGAUGAACAUCCAAUGUUAGAGGAGUCUGUUUUCCACCUGGAGAAUGUGCUGCUAAAGCAACUACCAUCUGUAUCAGAGAUUGAGCAUGCACAUGAGCUGAACACAUCUGGAAAUAACACUGCAGGUGUAAAAAUGGACAGCUUUAUGCAUUUGCUUGAAAAGUUGGGCCUAAGUGGUUCUUAUCCCAAAAAGAUGACGAAAAAGGAUGUUCUUGUUAUAAACAGUUUAUCUCUGAGUAUAAAUGAGCCUACAACAGAGAAAGAAUUGAGCAACCUUUAUCUCUAUAAGCUCAUGACUUUAGACUACCAAGCCAGAUAUCUUUGUGUAAAACCUGAGACAGGUAGCAUGUCUUUAAAUGAUAGUGGAGUGACUGCGGAGGAUGAUGAAGAUUUUUUUGAUAUUGGUGACAAAUCCAUCCAGAGUGUGAGCAGCAAAAAGGAACAAAUUCAUCCAAUGGAUAUUCAUAUGGCCAUUUUCCACUGCUCAAAUGACUUUUUGCGACAGUAUAUUUUUACUAAACUCUCUGCUUCUCAGUUUGGCCUGCCCAUUUUAGUACCCAUUCCCUGUACAGAAGAGGUUGAAUUUCCCCUCUGGGCAUUGCGGCACAUCAGUAGAUCAUGGCAAAGUAAAAAUGGAUUGACAUCUGGAAAGUAUAAUAACAGGCAAAUGUUCAAUACUCCAGUGCCAAUUGUUUCCUUCAUCAGAUUAGGAUCAUCAAAUUACAACUCUAAAUCCCAGAUAUUGAAUGAUGUCAUUAGCAAACAGAGACACAGUGUUUUUUUCCAUCGUCAUUGCAGGGGCAGCACUUCAAACAGCUUGCUCAUGAAUGGAGUUGCGGAGAUUACAUGGUACUGUCCUGGAGGGAAGGGAGAUGACAUAUUCAAUGACUGUGUGGCCUUUCUGAACCUUCAUGGUGAUGCAGCAGAGCAUCCAAAACAACUAGAGUUUCUUCAGGCAGUGAGUACUGUCAAUGUGCUUCUGCUUUCAGAGCAUGCUAUGAGUGAAGCUGCAAAAAAGAUUUCCCAGGAAAUUUGCAAGUCUCCUGUCCCCUUGAUCUGUCUCUUCUCAGGGAAGGAACACAUUCAGGAGUCAAAAAAUCCUAGAACGGUGAGAAUAGCUGCAAAGAACAGGAAUCAAGCUGAGUUAACAGAUGAACUGACUUCACAAAUCAAACAGUGCAUCUGUUUAAAUAAACAGACUACAAGCCUUGAAGGCUGCAGUACAGCAGCAAGAAAACUACAGUUCAAAGUCGAUGAAGAUAAUAAAUCAUGUCAGGAUGCUUAUUCACAAGCUAAGAAGUUAACCUGCCUUUUGAAGAAGGGAAAUGUGCCUAGUCUCAAGGAGAGGUUUUUGCCUUUGCAAGGUGAACUGUGGCAUGAUUGGUGCAUAAAAGACAAAGAGCAGUAUCGCCUGCGAGUCAAAGAAAAGGAAAGCCUUGAACAGCAGUUGAGUAGAAUAUCAGCUGAGAUGGCAAGUAUUCGUUUGAGACAACUGGAAACUCCUCUCAACGAAUUCAUGAGAUUGUUCUUUGAAUGCUUAACAUCAUCAGAUAAUACUGAAGACACAAUUUUAUACAGGUUGCAGUGGCUCAGAAUCCUCCUGGAUGGCAUUAGCACUGAAGAACUUGCAGAACUUGAAGAGGACUAUCUCUCAACCUGGAGAAAAAUAAGAGAAGCACAAAAGGAUAAGGAAAAAGCAACACAUGUACAUCGAAUGCAAUCAAAUCUCAACAGCAUAUGUGACAAAGUGGUCACUGCAACAGUUGGCCUUCAGCAUCUAAUGAGAGAGGUUGGCCAACUCUAUGAGGCCAAUCAAAUGACAGCAAAAGGAAAAGAAAACACUAAACAAUAUUCCAGCUCUCUUCCAGAUAUAGGAGUUAAAAUGCUUCGUUCUGGAUAUCCACUUGAACUAAUGGAUGGAGACACUGCCCAUGUGCCUGUUAAGUGGAUUGAGGCUGUUCUGGAAAAACUCAUUGAAACAUGUGGUGACAAAAAGUUAUGUGUUCUGUCCAUAAUAGGGCUUCAAAGUUCUGGGAAAUCCACACUGCUGAACACCAUGUUUGGUGUUCAGUUUUCUGUGAGCGCAGGAAGGUGCACCCGGGGAGCCUUCAUGCAGCUCAUACCGGUGGACUCCAGCAUCAGAAAUCAACUUGGAUAUGACUUUGUCCUCAUUGUGGACACAGAGGGACUCCGAUCACCAGAGCUCAGUACAAAGCAAUCAGUGAGCCACGACAAUGAGCUUGCCACUUUCGUCAUUGGAAUUGGUGACAUGACAAUAAUCAACAUCAUGGGGGAGAACGCCUCUGAGAUGCAUGAUAUUCUUCAGAUUUGUGUGCAGGCUUUCUUACGAAUGAAACGGGUUAAAAUCUCACCAGGUUGCAUUUUUGUACACCAAAAUUGUGCUGAGGCAUCAGCUGGAGACAAAAACAUGGAGGGAAGACGACGUCUUCUGGAGAAACUGGAUGACAUUGCGCAAAUGGCAGCAAAGGAAGAGAAUAUUGAAGGCAUCAGUGGCUUCAAUGAUGUCAUAAAUUUUGACGUUGAGACACAAGUGUUCUAUUUCAAGAAUCUUCUUGAGGGAGACCCUCCCAUGGCGCCUCCAAAUCCUUCCUACAGCCAAAAUGUUCAGGAGCUGAAGACAAAGCUUCUAACACUUUCUAAGUGGCAGGCAAAUCAUAACUUUCCGUCAUUGUCAGAAUUCCAAUGGCGGGUUUGUGACCUUUGGCAAGCACUAUUGAAGGAGAACUUUGUGUUCAGUUUCAGAAACACAGUUGAAAUGAUGGUGUACAGUGCUCUAGAAGAAAAGUAUGCAGCAUGGUCAUGGAAACUGAUCAAAUAUGCCCUGGAUCUUCAGAGUGAACUGAUCAACAAAAUUGGCAGCAACUUGAUUCAGGACGUAAAUGUAGCAGAUCUGGAUUUUGACAAAGUCUACAACUCACUGCAAAGUGACAUAGAAAUGUAUUUCAAGGAAGACAAGAACAAAGAGACCCGCAUAAAGUGGAAGGAGAACAUUAUCAGACGCUUUGAAAGCCUGAAGCGUGAGCUCAUUGAUGGCACUUUAAUGAAAUGCCAAAAAUUAUUAACCUCCAAGAGAAACAGAUCAGAACUGGACCAGAAGAGAAUCAAAUACACAGAGGAGCUGACCGAAAAGAGCAAAGAUUUGGCAUCCAAACUAAAAAUGCAGCAUCUGGAGGAGGAGCAAGUGAAGAUGAAAUUUGACAAUCUCUGGGUUUCCUGGACAGAUGAAGUUUUGAACACCCAGCCACCUGAGGAUCGCACUAAUGUAAAAGCUGCAGUGGAAGAAGUUCUCCUGAGGAAGUUUCAGACACAUCCAAACAUCAUUCAGGAAGUACAAAGUGAGAAGAGAAUUUUCGAGUUUGAUACAAAAAGUCUCAUUCAGCAAAAGUGGUAUAAAAAGUGGUUUAGCCAAAGAGAUUUAAUACCCGAAGUACAAAAUUUGAAAGAGAAACUGAUUUAUAAGAUAGAGGCAUACAUCACUGCCAAAGAAGACGAGAAGAAUGAUUUUGAUAAAAAUUUCAUCUAUGAAAUAUUAUCAGGCAUUGAAGAGAAAAUCACUGCAUUUGAGAAAGAGAAAAAUCUAUCAUUCACCAAUGCAUUCAACGUGAGCUUGUCAGUAUAUCUUUGCUUGAAAUAUGUUUCAAGGUUUCAGAGAAUGCAUGAUGAUUUCAAAACUGCGAACCAGCCGCUGACAUAUCUGCAAAGCCAAAGAGACAAUUAUUUACAAUCUUUCAAAAACUAUUGCAAAGGAGCCAACUCUGUUACAAUAUUUGCAGAAUUUUUUUGUAAGCACAUCAAACCAGAGGUUUUGAAGGCAGCAAAUGACAAAGUCAGUCGACAAAUUGCAGAUGAAAUGAAAACCAAUAAUCAAGCUCUCAAUGGCAACCGAUCAAAUCUAGAGAAGCAUGUACUGAAACAUCUGGCAAAAAAGGAGUGCUUCGAGUCCUAUGAGGAGUAUCUUGAUUAUCCAGAGAGAUACUUAGAAAAAUUUAUCCAGGAAAAUGUAAAAGGUUUUUGUGCAGAUAUCAAGCUGCAUAAAAUGUACCAGGAUCAUUUGGAAACCCUGAAAAGACAGAUCAUAACAGCAAGUACAGAGGUUACUACAAAAGUGGCUGAAAAAAAAGGGAGUGCAUCCAUGUGGCUUACCGACAUGUGUGAAAAUGUGGGGAAGCUCAUAGUAAUAGACAGGGAUGAAUUACAUAGCAUUAAAGAGGAACACAUUGAAGACUGGCAGUUUCUCAAAGACAUGAUGGCUACGUCUCUGGAAGAGAUGAUAAACGAUGAAAAGGAGAUUGAUAUGAAUUCUUUAAGAAAAACGUGCACAAGUAUUCUGUUUCAGCAACUCCAGGGGUGCUGGGCACAGUGUCCUUUCUGCAAAGCCAUCUGCACAAACACCAUCCCCAACCAUGAUGGAGAACACAGUGUAACGUUCCACCGUUGUGAUGCACUUGCUGGCUGGCACUACAAGGGCACAGAUCAUUUUUCAGUCAAUUUCUGCACCACAGCUGUCAGCAGUGAUCAACAAUUCAUUCCUCGUUGGAAUGAGGAUAAGAGCAUCCCCUACAAGACCUACAGAAAAGCUGGAGACCCUUACAAUAAAUGGAACAUUACUCCAGAUGGCAGUGUGCAGCGCUACUGGAAAUGGUUCAUCUGUAAAUUUCAGGAACAAUUGGAGAAUAAACAUAAAUUAAAAUUUGUGGGUGCUGGUGCAAUCCCAAAUGAAUGGAAAACAUUCACAAAAGAAUCUGCUUUGGCAGAGUUAGUAUAAUUGAGGAUGAGCACACUUGCACCCAGCUUGCAUAACGUAAUUUAGUCUGCCAUUGAAAUUGAACUACAUGUUAUGCAGUGGAGUUACUUAAGUUAAUGUUUUAUAUAGUGCAGAACAAUCUGCUAAUCUAACUGUUUUACUGGAGGUGAAAGGAGUAUGAAAAGUCCUGCUAAAAUGAGGUCCUGAACAUUUUGACUGUUUUUGUGCAUACAAUUAGAUAAAUUUUGGACAUUUAUUUUGGACAUAAUAUAACACUUCUUUCUUCACAUUUUAGUGUGAAUUUUUACAAAAUCACUAAUACCACAGAAAGAACAGUAAUCAGACAGCUAGCCUAGCAUAGCAGCAGAUACAAAAAACAAGGAAAGCGACAGUUUGCAGGACAAAAAAGGUCAGCCAGGGAAGGACUUUCUGAAGGAGGGACUAAAAAUAAAAAUUGAGGACAUUCAUCAACAAAAAAGAGAGCAGAGAUUGAAUAGGGUGGAGAAGCUUCUGUGGUUGGGACGAGUGCAAACCAAUCACCCGGAUGGCAGGAAGUGCAAGUCGCCUGUUGUCCUGUUGGCUGCAGUGUAGGACUUUGAACCUGACCCUGGCAGAAACCACAGACAACCACAGAAAGCAGACAACAGAACCACAGAAAACAGACAUUUGACUAUUUUGAUAAAUCAGAAUGACUCAGAAAUGUUGCAAACAUAAUGUGAUCACAUCAAUAAUCUUCAAUGUUCAUUGUGCAUGUAUAUGUUAAUUCUUUUUUAAAAUCUAUAUUUGAGGAAUAUAAAACAUUUUAUCAAAAUGUGACAGCCCUACCAUAGGUCAUUCUAUUUUUUUUUUUUUUUUUUACAUUUAAUUAACAAAGUGUAAUUCUCUUUUCAAUAUAUAUCAAAGUGUGAUUUUCUUAGAUUUGUUGAGUUUUCUAUAUUAAUGAAUGCAAUUGUAUAUUAAUUAGAACCUGUUCUACAUUAUGACAUAACCAUAUAUAACCAGCAAACAUGCAAAGGAACCUCCCUAUCAAAGACAUUAGGGAUGAAUAAAUGCUUGCAAAGAUGAACAAGAUUCAUAGAUGAUUGGGAGUAGAAAUAACGAAAAUGUCUUAUGAUUUACUUUUUAUUAUUUUUAAGUAUUCAGUAGUUUGACUUGUAUUAUCCAUAAGGGUUUUAUGUAAUUUUAGAUACCUUUAUUGAACUGUCAAAGUGUUCAUAGAAAAUGUAUGUCUUAUGAAUUACAAUUAAAUUAAAUGAUAUUCCAACUUC
Anguilla anguilla (European eel) is the source of this 8577-nucleotide messenger RNA. Its product is annotated as interferon-induced very large GTPase 1-like. Lineage: Eukaryota; Metazoa; Chordata; Actinopteri; Anguilliformes; Anguillidae. The record is from RefSeq and is a predicted model, not a curated record. The transcript has 2 exons. Bases 404 to 7330 code for a protein of 2308 amino acids. Gene Ontology annotation, molecular function: GTP binding.